AUGCUAGUGCUUGCUUCUUUGUCGUUGUCUUUUCCAUUGGUCUUAUCUAUAACAGGGCAAGGCGUCGUUUUUAUCCAGACAUUGCCGAUUUCAUCAGGCUUACAGCUCACCGAACACUUCCUGCUUGGUUUUGAAUCUUAUACGAUGGACAAACUGACAGUUAUUUUCGUAGCUUUGUUUGUCACUGCGGUGGUAGCAGCGCCCAACAAUGUAAUGACCAAACUCAAAACUCUUGGAAAUGUCAAAAGGGCUGCAUCUCUCCUGAAACCACUUCACUCACUUAACCAAGAGGCGACUGAUAUGGAUGAACUCAAAAUGGCAAUGGUACUUCUAGAUAGGAACAAUGACGAUAUGCUGGAUGCCGAUGAACUAAAGUAUUUGUUUUCAAGUACUAAUGUCCCUCUUGAUCUUUUAGACGAAUACGUUGAAGCCUUGAUGGUUUUCGACGAAGAUAAUAACCGGAUGCUGGAUAUCAACGAAAUGGCAAAUAUUAUGAAAUUCGCAAACCUCUAA
Molecule: messenger RNA, 513 nt
Organism: Acanthosepion pharaonis
Lineage: Eukaryota; Metazoa; Mollusca; Cephalopoda; Sepiida; Sepiidae
Source: the annotation of a GenBank genome assembly